This is a messenger RNA of Triticum aestivum (bread wheat), 521 nucleotides long. Its product is annotated as 40S ribosomal protein S29-like. The transcript is spliced from 3 exons. Gene Ontology annotation, molecular function: structural constituent of ribosome; zinc ion binding. Gene Ontology annotation, cellular component: ribosome; cytosolic small ribosomal subunit. The coding region runs from base 160 to 330 and encodes 56 amino acids. The record is from RefSeq and is a predicted model, not a curated record. Gene Ontology annotation, biological process: cytoplasmic translation. Lineage: Eukaryota; Viridiplantae; Streptophyta; Magnoliopsida; Poales; Poaceae.
GCCCAAUCCAACCCGUGCCCUUGGCUUAGGGUUUACCGGCGUCUCCCUAUCUAUAUAAGCCUCUCCCGCUCGCACCGCCGCCACCUACCCUUUCUUCCUCCCACGCGCAUCCUAGCAACCGGCGGCGGCAGGCGGAAGGCGAACAAGAAGGCGGCAACGAUGGGGCACUCCAACGUCUGGAACUCCCACCCCAAGAACUACGGGCCCGGCUCCCGCGUCUGCCGGGUCUGUGGAAACUCCCAUGGACUGAUCAGGAAGUAUGGGCUGAUGUGCUGCAGGCAGUGUUUCCGCAGCAACGCCAAGGACAUUGGCUUCAUCAAGUACCGUUAAUUCACCUGGUCCUGCUACCCUGAAGUGAAGCUAAUCAGGGAUGAAGUAAUGGAACUCUUAAUGGAAGGCUUAAUUUCAAUUCCAGUAAUGAUUGCUCAGUACUCUGAGAGUGGCUUUAUAUUUUGAUGGAUACUGAAUGAUGUAAUUGUUGAACAUGAGUUAAUUACCCAUGGGGUAGCCUUUUAUCAUUC